AUGUCUUGGCCGGCUCUGUACGCUCAGCUGGUCGGGGCGAACCGUCACUCCACCAGCCUGGGUAAAGUCUGGCUCUCUGUGCUGUUCAUUUUCCGGGUCAUGGUUCUGGUUGUUGCUGCCGAGAGCGUGUGGGGAGAUGAGCAGUCUGACUUCACCUGUAACACACUACAGCCUGGCUGUGAAAACGUCUGCUACGAUCAGUUCUUCCCCGUCUCCCACAUCCGUCUCUGGUGUCUUCAGCUUGUCUUUGUCUCCACGCCAACGCUCCUGGUUGCAAUGUAUGUGGGCUAUAGGAACCACAGGGAUAAGAAGAGGCUGCUGCAGGGUUCUGGCAGAUCUGGUUUCCUCGGCAACAAAGGUCAGGAGGACGAGUUGGAGACUCUGAAGAAGCGGAGACUCCCUAUCGCCGGCGCCCUCUGGUGGACGUACGCCUGCAGCCUGGUGUUCAGGCUGCUGUUUGAGGGAGGCUUCAUGUACGCCCUGUAUGUAGUGUACGACGGUUUCCAGAUGCCACGGCUGGUGCAGUGUGACCAGUGGCCGUGUCCUAACCUGGUGGACUGUUUCAUCUCUCGCCCCACCGAGAAAACCAUCUUCACCGUUUUCAUGGCCACCGCCUCGUCCAUCUGCAUGGUCCUCAACAUGGCUGAACUCGCCUAUCUCGUUGCCAAGGCUGUGACUAGGGGUCUCAGCGGUCAGAGGGAGACGAGGUCAAGCAGUAAAUCCAGCAGCAGAGAGAGGACGUAG
Molecule: messenger RNA, 744 nt
Organism: Seriola dumerili (greater amberjack)
Lineage: Eukaryota; Metazoa; Chordata; Actinopteri; Carangiformes; Carangidae
Product: gap junction beta-2 protein-like
Exons: 5
Coding region: 1-744 (247 amino acids)
Biological process (GO): cell communication
Cellular component (GO): connexin complex
Source: RefSeq, a predicted model, not a curated record